This is a messenger RNA of Helianthus annuus (common sunflower), 771 nucleotides long. RefSeq lists its product as uncharacterized. Bases 1 to 771 code for a protein of 256 amino acids. Lineage: Eukaryota; Viridiplantae; Streptophyta; Magnoliopsida; Asterales; Asteraceae. The transcript has a single exon. The record is from RefSeq and is a predicted model, not a curated record.
AUGCCAGUUUGGUGCCAUAUGUUUGUACAGACCCUAACGGAAGGAGCUAGGCUUUGGUUUGACAGCCUUUCCCCCGGAGGGAUUGACAGCUAUGAAGAGUUAAGUGAAAAGUUUCUGAGAAACUUUGGCCAGCAAAGGAAAGUAGUCAAGAACCCAAACGAGAUCUUGCACAUAAGGCAGAGUGACAAUGAGCGAAUAGAUCAAUACAUGCAGAGGUUCGUCAAAGAAAGCAUGAACAUCAAGGACGUCCCGGAGGUCAUGAAGAUCAGCAGUUUCAUUAACGGGUUAAAACAUGCACAACUAUGCGAAAAGCUGGGGGAAGAGUUCCCACACUCGUUUGACAACCUCAUGGAUAGAGUCAGAGCCUUUGUCAGGGGCAAAGACAUAGUUAGCAAAGCCAAAGAGAUGGACACCCCACCCCGAAGGCUCACCCCGACUGCAAAACCUCCCGAAAAAGGUACACCUUACUCAAGAAAACCCGCUUUUAAUAGAAUGUUGCAUGAUAGAACAAGGCUCUCAUACUCCCCAUAUAGGCCUCGGGGGAGAGGCCCAUCCCCCUACUCUGACGGCUUCACCCCUCUCACCAAAACCCCAAAUGAAAUACUAGCCACUGAGAGGGUGAAGAGCUCCUUCCCAAGACCACCACCCAUAAAACCCGGGCCAAAAGCACAACCCAACGAGUACUGUGACUUUCACAAAGGAUUUGGUCAUAAAACUGAUGAUUGCAUGUAUCUAAAGAGGGAAAAUAGAGGCCGCGGUGAAAACGGGUAA